Gongylonema pulchrum is the source of this 285-nucleotide messenger RNA. Lineage: Eukaryota; Metazoa; Nematoda; Chromadorea; Rhabditida; Gongylonematidae. The record is from the annotation of a GenBank genome assembly.
AUGUACUUUAAGAUCCACGAAGACACAUUGUUUGGAAGCCGUUUGGGUUUAUCGGCGGAUUCAAGCUGUAGCGAGCUAAUGGAUAUUGCUUAUGCUGGAAUCACUAUCGAAUAUACAAAGGGCGCGGUGCCAUUUUCUACCAUUUUUGAGGCACAAGCAUCACUCAUCCAAGCAACAGCAAUGGAUAUCGAUGGUCGCUGGCUCUAUUCAUCGGUUUCAGAAAGAUCUGUGGGUCGAGACAAUAAACGGGCAAAAUCACUCUGUUGCGCAAUGUCUGGAAGUUGA